UUUUCUUCUUCCCCUCAAUUGAUCCCGCCCUUGCUUUCUGAGUUUCGUCUGUUGUUGCUUUGCAAUAUAUAGACAGUCACUGCAAUUGAUACGACAGCAUAUAACAGCGUCGCCGUCCCCCUUUCCUCCUCCUGCCGCCAACUCCCCGCACCACCGCACUUCGGAACGCUUCCGAGCCGCAUUACUGCACAAUGGACGGCGACCAAUUCAGGACAGCAGCCCACGCGACAAUCGAUGACAUAAUCGGCCACCUGGACAACGUGCACACAAAGCGCGUCCUCCCCACCGUCGAACCAGGCUACCUGCGCCCGCAAAUCCCCUCCGCGCCGCCCUCCGAGCCCGAAGAAUGGGCCACCAUCCAAGCCGACGUCGACGCGAAGAUAAAACCAGGACUGACGCAAUGGCAGUCCCCCAACUUCAUGGCCUUCUUCCCGGGCACUGUCUCCUACCCCAGUAUCCUGGGCGAGAUGUACUCGGCGGCGUUCAAUGCGCCGGCGUUUAACUGGCUGUGCUCGCCGGCGUGUACGGAGCUGGAGACGAUUAUGAUGGAUUGGAUGGCGCAGGCGAUGGGGCUGCCAAAGUGUUUUCUGAGUAACUCGGAGAAUAAGGGUGGAGGUGUUAUCCAGAUGAGUGCGAGUGAUGCUGUUGCGACGGUGAUGAUUGCCGCGCGGGAGCGGAGUGUGCAGCAGCAGGCCAAGAGCGAGGGGUUGAAGGAGGGGACGAUCGAGUAUGAGGACCGGGUAAUGGAGCUGAGGCCUAGACUUGUCGCGCUGAGCAGUACCCAGACCCAUAGCAGCACGGCGAAGGCGGCGCUGCUGGCGGGCACGCGGUACAGGAGCAUUAAUGUGAGCUUGGAGAAUGAUAUGGCGUUGACGGGCGCGGAUCUGCGAGGGAUGCUGGAGAAGCUGGAUGCGGAUAAUCUGACUCCCUACUUUAUCACGCUGUGCUUUGGGUCGACGAAUUCCUGUGCGGUCGAUCGCUUUGCGGAGAUUGUGGCCGUGCUUAAGGAGAAGCCGCACUGGCAGCGCAUCUGGGUGCACAUCGAUGCGGCGUAUGCUGGCUCUGCGCUGAUUGCGGACGAGUGGCAGUACAUUGCAAAGGAUUUUGAGGAGGGCGUUGACAGCUUCAACAUGAACAUGCACAAAUGGCUGCUGGUCAAUUUCGAUGCUAGUCCCCUUUACGUCCGCAACCGCCACGACCUCACCGACUUCCUCGACAUCACCCCGGCGUACCUGCGUAACCCCUUUUCUGAAUCCGGGCAGGUAAUCGACUACCGCAACUGGUCCAUCCCGCUUGGCCGGCGAUUCCGCGCACUGAAGAUCUGGUUCGUUAUUCGCAGCUACGGUCUGAACGGACUGAAGGAGUACGUCCGCAAGGGCAUCACGCUUGGAAAUAUCUUUUCGGAUCUGCUGCGGAGCCGUGCAGACCUUUUCGAGAUCAUCACCAAGCCGGUAUUCGGCUUGACAGUAUUCCGGGUGAAGGCGCCCAAGUCGGCCAAUGCAAAUGGUGCCCUGGUCAAUGGGUCGACUGUGGCUAAGCCGGAUGAGAAGUCCGAUGCUGUGACCAAGGAGGUGUAUGAGCUUGUGAACGCGCGGGGAGAAAUCUUUAUCACUUCGACUGUGAUGGCUGGGAUCUAUGCUAUUCGUGUUGUGAGUGCCAACGAGCGUGCCGACGAGAAGUACAUUCGCCGCGCGUUUGAGAUUCUGGUCAACACUGCCGAGGAAGCACUUCAAAAGGUGCAGUAAAUUUGGAAUACAUAGAAACUAUGCAGACUUUGUAUAUACCCAUAUAAAACUGGGGAAAUUGGGGGAAUGUAGAUAUAUAGAGGUAUUAUUUGAAUGGAUGUUAAGG
Molecule: messenger RNA, 1851 nt
Organism: Aspergillus versicolor CBS 583.65
Lineage: Eukaryota; Fungi; Ascomycota; Eurotiomycetes; Eurotiales; Aspergillaceae
Product: putative aromatic-L-amino-acid decarboxylase
Exons: 3
Coding region: 192-1745 (517 amino acids)
Biological process (GO): amino acid metabolic process
Molecular function (GO): pyridoxal phosphate binding; carboxy-lyase activity
Source: RefSeq, a predicted model, not a curated record